Danaus chrysippus (African queen) is the source of this 888-nucleotide messenger RNA. NCBI's taxonomy places the organism in Eukaryota, Metazoa, Arthropoda, Insecta, Lepidoptera, Nymphalidae. The record is from the annotation of a GenBank genome assembly.
AUGGGUCCAAAACAAGAGACGGUUCUAGUUGCGCGUUCUACGAUAUAUGUAGCUACAGAUUUUGGGGCCAAAUUUCUAAUUGAAAAUUCAUGUAUACCCAUCAUGGGAGUUGAACUGAUAGCAAUUAAAGAAGCAAUGCAUUAUAUAGAAUCAACAUCAUACCAUAAAAUUGUAAUCCUUACUGACUCGAAGAGUAGUCUACAACAUUUGUUGAGAAGUGCUAGGGGCGGUUGUGUCGGUAGAAAUGAAGCUUACCUCGUUAUUAAAUGUAUCUAUAGAUUGAUACGUAACGGGGUUGAAGUUCGUCUACAAUGGAUUCCCUCACACGUGGGCGUCAGGGGCAACGAGGUAGCAGACUCACUUGCAUCCAAAGCUCUACGGAACGGCAUACCUCUCGAUAUCACACCGCACUAUACUGACUACUUUCCAAAAAUUAAAAACGAAAAUUAUCUUAAAUUUAAAUGUUAUUUUAGUGAGUGCUCUCAAAACAGGGGCCUCUGGUACAGAAGCAUUGUAGACGAACCACCACGCAUACCAUGGUUUGCUUCAAGAAACCUCAACAGAAAAUAUUUAACGAUUUGUUUCCGAACCCGUACCUAUCACAUCCCACUUAACAAAUUUAACUUCACAAUGAAAAAAAGAGACGAUCCAAACUGUAAACGAUGUGAGAGAGAGGAGGACCUCCUACACUUAGUUCUUGAGUGUAAAAUCAACGAACAACCUAGGUUGGAUUUCCUAAAUGAAACUCGAUGUUCUAGGGGUGAGCUUCUCUUCUCUCUCCAUCAAAUCUUAAGUUCAAAUUUCACAGCCGAACAUAGUGGUAGAUUUGUAAGUUUCAUCAUAGACUCAUUGAAUCGUAGAUCUGAAUAUUAUAAAAAUGCUCAUUAA